Diatraea saccharalis (sugarcane borer) is the source of this 1934-nucleotide messenger RNA. The record is from the annotation of a GenBank genome assembly. NCBI's taxonomy places the organism in Eukaryota, Metazoa, Arthropoda, Insecta, Lepidoptera, Crambidae.
AUGAGUGCAAAUAUUUAUGUUAAAUGGAGUAAUAUUCAGUUUCUGUGGUUACACUCACCGUACCGGCGCCGCAACGUUGUGGUGCGCGCGCCGCUCGCGUCUCUGUUUCCCCGUCCAAUACGCAAGUCAAAUAGACUUCCACGGCUAAAGGGCAGUUCAAGAUCACAUUCGCUGCUUCUUUCACCUUACGCGGUGUUCUCUAUAAGAUUCUUACAUCAUACAAUAGUUAACAUGGUUUGGUCAACUGUCUACGAUGGCAAAACUGAGUCCGGUUCACCUGACAAACCAGCAAUGCAGCUGGCAGCGGCCAAUGUGGGCUCUCACCUGCAACAUAUGUGCGCUUUAGAUAUCGACUCCCCCGCGUCAUAUGUACGACUUUCAGGCAUUAUUUGUACUAUUGGACCCGCCUCCCGAGAUAUAACCAUGCUAGAGAAGAUGAUGGAGACAGGCAUGAAUGUGGCUCGCAUGAACUUCUCCCACGGCUCCCACGAGUACCAUGCUGAAACUAUCGCGAACUGUCGGCAAGCGGAGAAGAAUUACAGCGCCAAACUUGGCAUGCCAUUCUCACUUGCCAUCGCUCUGGACACCAAAGGUCCUGAGAUCAGAACCGGUCUAUUGGAAGGCGGCGGUUCUGCAGAAGUGGAAUUAAAGAAAGGCGACACAAUCAAGCUGACUACGGACCCCAUGUUCCAAGAGAAGGGCUCCGCAUCCACCGUGUUUGUGGACUAUAAGAACAUCACCAACGUCGUAAAACCCGGCAACAGGAUCUUCAUUGAUGAUGGCCUUAUUUCAGUCAUCUGUCAGUCUGUCAAUUCGGACGCUCUCGUCUGCAGCAUUGAGAAUGGAGGUAUGCUGGGCUCCAGGAAGGGUGUGAACUUGCCCGGCCUGCCUGUAGACCUGCCAGCUGUCUCCGAAAAGGAUAAGUCCGAUUUGAUCUUCGGCGUCGAACAGGGCGUGGACAUGAUCUUCGCGUCGUUCAUACGUAACGGUGCUGCGUUGCAAGAGAUCCGCAGCAUCCUCGGCGAGAAGGGCAAACACAUCAAGAUCAUCUCAAAGAUAGAAAACCACCAGGGAAUGACGAACCUGGACGAGAUUAUAGCGGAAUCUGACGGUAUCAUGGUGGCUCGUGGAGAUCUCGGUAUUGAGAUUCCACCGGAAAAAGUAUUCCUCGCACAGAAGACAAUGAUUGCGCGAUGCAACAGGGUGGGCAAACCCGUGAUCUGCGCUACUCAAAUGUUGGAGUCUAUGGUAAAGAAACCUCGUCCCACACGAGCUGAGACUUCCGACGUUGCCAACGCGAUAUUGGACGGUGCUGAUUGCGUGAUGCUGUCAGGAGAGACGGCCAAAGGAGAUUAUCCUCUCGAAUGCGUUCUAACUAUGGCCAAUAUCUGUAAGGAAGCCGAAGCUGCUAUAUGGCAUAAGCAGCUGUUUAUCGAUCUCAGUGGAGAGGUGUCAGCGCCGAUCGAGCAGGCUCACACGGUGGCGAUCGCCGCUGUGGAGGCGUCCACCAUCUGCCUGGCGUCCGCCAUCGUGGUGGUGACCACCAGCGGGCGGUCGGCGCACCUCGUCAGCAAGUACCGCCCGCGCUGCCCCAUCAUCGCCGUCACCAGGCAGCCGCAGACCGCGCGCCAGGCGCACCUCUACCGCGGCGUGCUGCCCAUCGUGUACCAGGGUACAUAUACUGUACACCUGUACUGUGUACUGUACACAUGUAUACUGUCCUGAAUACUGUACACCUGUAUACUGUUCUCUAUACUGUACACCGUUAUACUGUAUACUGUACUCCUGUACACUGCACUGUAUACUGUACACCGUUGUGCUGUAAACUGUACUGUAUACUGUACACCUGUAUAAUAUACAUCUGUAUACUGUACACCUAUAUUCUAUACAUCUGUAUAUUGUAUAAUUUACACCUUUAUACUAUUCGUUUGUAA